Molecule: messenger RNA, 1720 nt
Organism: Perognathus longimembris pacificus (Pacific pocket mouse)
Lineage: Eukaryota; Metazoa; Chordata; Mammalia; Rodentia; Heteromyidae
Gene: Amigo2
Product: adhesion molecule with Ig like domain 2
Exons: 1
Coding region: 51-1613 (520 amino acids)
Biological process (GO): brain development
Molecular function (GO): protein binding
Source: RefSeq, a predicted model, not a curated record
GGAGGCUAAGCUGGUGAGAAGACGCCUGGCAGAGACCCGAGGUGACCAGAAUGUCUGUGAGGCCACACACACCACCCACCCUUCUUGGAGCCAUCAGACCUGGGUGCAGAGAGCUGCUAUGUUUGUUGGUGAUCACGCUGGCAGUGAGCCGAGGUACUUCCGGGGUCUGCCCCACAGCUUGCAUCUGUGCCACGGAUAUUGUCAGCUGCACCAACAAAAACCUCUCCAAGGUGCCAGGAAACCUUUUCAGACUGAUUAAGAGACUGGAUCUGAGUUAUAACAGAAUUGGGCUCCUGGAUUCUGAGUGGCUACCAGUGUCAUUUACCCAACUGAACACACUAAUCAUACGCCAUAACAACAUCACUAAUGUAUCCACGGGCAGUUUUGCCACCACUCCAAAUUUGAAGUGUCUCGAUUUAUCAUCCAAUAAGUUGGAAUCCGUGAAAAGUGCAGUGUUCCAUGAGUUGAAGGUUCUAGAAGUGCUCCUGCUUUACAACAAUCACAUCUCCUGUCUUGAUCCUUCAGCCUUUGGAGGCCUCUCCCAACUACAAAAACUCUACCUAAGUGGAAACUUUCUCACCCAGUUUCCCAUGGAUUUGUAUGUUGGAAAGUACAAGCUGUCAGACCUGAUGUUUCUAGAUGUCUCUUAUAACCAGAUCCCAUCCCUACCCAUACACCAAUUAAGUGGAGUGCCAGGAAAACAGCUGAGGGGACUCUACCUUCAUGGAAACCCAUUUGUCUGUGACUGUUCCCUGCACUCUUUGCUGAUCUUUUGGUAUCACCGGCACUUUAGCUCCGUGACGGAUUUUAAGAACGAUUACACCUGUCACCUGGGGUCUGACUCCAGACACUCCCACCCGCUGCUUCUGAUCCAAGAUAGUGUUAUGAAUUGCUCUGACAGCAUUGUCAAUAGCUCCUUCCACGUCCUUGGCUUUAUUCACGAGGCUCAUGUUGGAGAAAGGCUGAUUGUCAACUGUGACAGCAAGAUUGGUAAUGGGAAUACGGAUUUCAUCUGGGUCAGUCCGGAUAACAGAUUACUGGAGCCCCAUAAAGAUGUGGAAAACUUUCACGUGUUGUACAAUGGAAGUCUGGUGAUCGAAAGCCCCCGUUUGGAGGAUGCCGGGGUUUAUUCCUGCAUCGCAAUGAACAGGCAGCGCCUGUUAAAUGAAACCGUGGAUAUCACCAUCCAUGUGAGCAAUUUCACUGUCAACAGAUCCCACGCUCAUGAGGCGUUUAACACUGCAUUCACCACUCUCGCCGCCUGUGUGGCCAGCAUCGUUUUGGUCCUGUUGUACCUCUAUCUCACACCGUGUCCGUGCAAUUGUAAAACCAAAAGACAGAAAGCUAUGCUAAACCAAAGCAAUGUUCAUUCCUCUAUUCUCAGUCCUGGUCCGGCUAGUGAUAACUCGGCAGAGGAUCGCAAGGCAGGUAAAAGAGUCGUGUUUCUGGAGCCGCUGAAAGAAACUGCGGCCGGGCAGAAUGGGAAAGUCAGGCUCUUCCCCAGUGAGACCUCGAUCGCAGCCGAGGGCAUCUUAAAGUCGGCUAGAGUGAAAUCUGACUCUGAUUCUGUCAAUUCUGUUUUCUCAGACACACCCUUUGUGGCAGCCAAUUAAUUGUGUGCCUGUACUUGUGGGCCAUCGUAGUCUCAUCUAUCCAUAUUGUCCAUAACUUGUCCUGCAGGACAGAAAUAAACAAUAAAUAGCAGGAUAGUGUGUGUGUG